AUGUAUGAAGCUUUACAGAAGAUUUAUCAGAAGAAAACUGAACAAGAAAGACAGCUGCUUAUGCAAGAUUAUUACAAUUUCAAGUUUGAUAAAGCCAAAGAUGUACACAUGAAUGUCAGUGAGUUACAAAACAUUGUGGUGAAGUUGAAGGGUUUAAAUGAAGAAAUCUCUCAAAACAUGUUAAUGUCCAAAAUUUUAACAAUUCUUCCUGAAAAAUUGCAGUAUUUUAGUAGUGCUUGGGAUUCGACACAAGCAGAUGAUAAAACUCUUGAUAAUCUUAUCUCAAGAUUAUCUCUGGAAGAAGAUAAACAGGGAUAUCCUUCAAUGACAAAUGGACUGAUAUAG
This is a messenger RNA of Osmia bicornis bicornis, 345 nucleotides long. RefSeq lists its product as uncharacterized. Bases 1 to 345 code for a protein of 114 amino acids. The transcript has a single exon. Lineage: Eukaryota; Metazoa; Arthropoda; Insecta; Hymenoptera; Megachilidae. The record is from RefSeq and is a predicted model, not a curated record.